Molecule: messenger RNA, 1812 nt
Organism: Amphimedon queenslandica
Lineage: Eukaryota; Metazoa; Porifera; Demospongiae; Haplosclerida; Niphatidae
Product: cell division cycle protein 16 homolog
Exons: 1
Coding region: 27-1736 (569 amino acids)
Biological process (GO): positive regulation of mitotic metaphase/anaphase transition; anaphase-promoting complex-dependent catabolic process; protein ubiquitination
Cellular component (GO): cytoplasm; anaphase-promoting complex
Molecular function (GO): protein binding
Source: RefSeq, a predicted model, not a curated record
AUUGUGGGCGUGGUUACCCGCCUUUUAUGAUUAAAUCCAGCAUGGACACAGAAGGUCUACUCAUCCGAUUCAGACAGCUUGCUGAUGACUAUAAUAGCAAGAUGAUGCCAGAAACGGCUGCCUUUUGGGCUGAAAAGGCUCUUCUCCUAUCAGAGGAAGAUAUAGACGACCUGGUGCUCUACUGCCAGUGUCUUUAUAACAGCGGGCAAUGGAGGCGCGCCGCCUCUUGCCUUCAAAAUUCUCCUCUUCUCACUAAGUCUUCCUCGCUCCGAUACCUGGCAGCAAAAUGCCUAGCAGCUUGCAAAGCCUGGGGCGAAGUGGUCUCACUACUGACGGGCGGUCCUGCUGAAGAAGAAGACGGAGGGUUAAUGGAUGAAGGAGGAGGAGCUCAGAAAAAGGAGGACCUCGUAUCCAUUAGACUGGGCCAUGUAUCAGGGGCCCCUAUGUACAUGCUGUUGGGAAGGGCCUAUGAAGGUACUGGUAAUGUAUCAGAAGCAAUAGCCUGCUAUAAAGAUGUACUAGCUGAGGAUUCGUAUUGCGAGGAGGCACUGGAACAACUUUAUGCUCUUCGUGCACUUCAGGGCCCUGAUGAGCACUCACUAGUCUCGUCCCUUUCAUUCAGUGGAGAAGAAGAGAAGAUCAUGCAGUAUCUCUACCAGUCGAAGCUCUGUCAUUACAAGAAACCCUAUCCUCUCUUGGAAAAGGCAAAGAGUCUAGUUAAAAGUAUCGACGUCCAGUCUCGCGUUGCCUCCAGCCUCUUGGAUAAAAUGGAUAUAGAGAAAUGCAAAACAAUCACUUCAAGCAUACUCAAGAAGGACCCGUACCACAGCCCUACCUUACUAACCCACGUUGCUUGUCUCGUUAUUCAAAAGUCGUCCGUUCAGCUCUACUCUCUUGGUCAAGACCUCGUGAAGAACUACCCAGAGUCUCCAUUAUCAUGGUAUGUCGUGAGUUCGUAUUACUAUUGCAUAGGGAAGCAUCCACAGGCUCGGAGGUAUCUCGCUAAAUCCAUCAAUUUAGACCCUCACUUUGCCCAUGCUCAUAUCAUGUACGGACUCUCGUUUGCUUCGGAGGGCGAGCACGAUCAAGCCAUCACUGCAUUCGGUCAUGCUGCCCGCUACUUAAAGUCGUCUCACGUUCCCAUGAUGUAUCUUGGAAAGGAGUACUUUGUAACGGGGAACCUUCCAAUAUCUAUAUCGUUUUAUAAAAAUGCUUUAGCCCUUGCACCUCAGAACCCAGCACUGUGUUCGGAGGUGGGGAUGGUACUCUCGUCCAGUGGUAGGUAUGAUAAAGCAGAGGCUUAUUUCACACAGGCCGUGUCCAUACUACAGACUAUGGAUCCUAACGUUACUCUUCAUUCUUGGGAGCCCAUAUACAAUAAUUUAGGACACGUCCAGCGCAAGCUUGGAAAGUAUCCUGAGGCCCUCAAAGCUCAUAAGAAAGCUCUUCAACUGUGUCCUAGUGAGCCUGAGACUCUCACAGCCAUUGCAUUCGUGUACUUAUUAAUGGAGGAUUAUACUCAAGUUGUGCAGUAUUGCAAUCAGAGCCUGAGAUUGAGGAGAGAGGACCAGUUUACUAUUGAAGUGAUGCAGACUGCAGUUGGUGAACUAGCCUCUUUGCCUCUGACUUUUUCUUCUGUUGAAGAUGAGAGUGUCCUUGAUCAGCUAGUAUAUGGAGAGAAUGGUGCCUGCCCUGAGUUGAAGGAUACUUCUUCUGUAGACAUGCAAACUGAUUGAUUAUUGUAUACCUAAUGUAAAUUAUAAAUGUUUAAUAAUUAAAAAUAUUUUGUGAUUAUUUUCUCUGCAGAGCUCA